Molecule: messenger RNA, 429 nt
Organism: Penaeus indicus
Lineage: Eukaryota; Metazoa; Arthropoda; Malacostraca; Decapoda; Penaeidae
Exons: 1
Coding region: 1-429 (142 amino acids)
Source: RefSeq, a predicted model, not a curated record
AUGAGGAUUAGUAGAUCCAAAACUGAAUACUUCACGACGGAUACGAGUGGUGACCAGCAAGCUACAAUUAAGUUGAAUGGCACGGAUUUGAAGAGAGUAAAAACCUUUAAAUACCUGGGAUCAGUGGUAAAUGAGACAGUUGGAAUGGAGAAGGAAGUGAACUUUAGAAUUCAGUGUGGGUGGAACAAUUGGAGGAAAGUCUCUGGCGUGAUAAAUGACAAGAGAGUACCAGUGAGACUGAAAGGUAAAGUUCACAAGGCAGUAGUCAUACCUGCCUUGAUCUACAGCCUGGAAGCAGCACCUCUGAAGAAGUCUGAAGAGAAGAAGAUGAAUGCAGCAGAAAUGAAAAUGUUGAGAUGGAUGGUAGGAGUGACGAGAAGAGAUAGAAUCAGAAAUGAAUACAUCAGAGGGACAAUUAAAGUAGUUUAG